This is a messenger RNA of Hyposmocoma kahamanoa, 1112 nucleotides long. Its product is annotated as selenoprotein F. NCBI's taxonomy places the organism in Eukaryota, Metazoa, Arthropoda, Insecta, Lepidoptera, Cosmopterigidae. The record is from RefSeq and is a predicted model, not a curated record. The transcript has a single exon. Gene Ontology annotation, molecular function: oxidoreductase activity. Gene Ontology annotation, cellular component: endoplasmic reticulum lumen. Bases 206 to 700 code for a protein of 164 amino acids.
CAACAUUGCGGAGGAAAAAAGAUAGAGAUAGAAAGAACUAUGUAAUGCGCUCGUUGCGCAAAUGUUUAAUACUAUUUUACCGUUUAGAACAAACAGCCCAAUUUGACAGACAACAUAAAAUUCGAGAUUUACAAGACCGCAUCGUACACACGACAAUUUAUUGAAGGAAUUACGUGGUCCAUAAUCACGUAAAAUUAUUAUAGCGAUGGCUAUUUUUUUAACAUUCCUACUUGUGACGUUACUUGCUAGGAGCAGUUUAACAGAGUUAUCAACAGAAGAUUGCGCUUCACUAGGUUUCAUAAAGGCCAACCUUUUAUGUUCAUCUUGCGAUCAAUUAAAGGAUUUCAGUCUAGAACCGUUAAUAGAACAUUGUAAAGAGUGUUGUCAUAAUGACGAUACAGCACCGACUGAGAAGAAAUACGCUAGAGCUAUUCUAGAAGUUUGUACUUGUAAGUUUCCGGCGUAUCCUCAGAUACAGGCUUUCGUGAAGAGUGAGCGACCAGCUAAAUUCCCUAACCUGCAAAUCAAAUAUGUACGCGGGCUAGACCCUAUCAUCAAACUCCUAGACAAAGACGGAAUAGUAAAAGACACAGUGGCCAUUGAAAAAUGGAACACUGAUUCUGUGGAAGAGUUCCUGAACACGCAUUUAGAAAAGGAAGAAGACGAAGACCGUAGUUACCUGAAGACGAAUCAAAUUUAAUGUGUAAAUUAUACUUUGCAUUAUAAAGUAAAUAAAGUGAUUUUAAGUUCUUAAUUCAGUGUCUGUGUUAAAUAUGAACCGGCCUAAAUACAACAUUAAUACUAUUUUUUAUUGACGUAAUCUGUAUUAAUUUUAAUCCGUGUGAUAUUUAUUUAUUCAUGGAAAACCAACAGCUUCAACUAUUUAAUAAAAACAGGCAAAGAAACAUAAAGCCAAUUACAGAUUUCCACCUAUGCAUAUAUUUCUACAUCUAGCUAGUUAUAUUCCAGGAUCCAUGGUAUGUUAUAAGAUGCUGGUUUCCGCAGCUCGAAGUCAUGGCGUCUAUUUUGCAUGUGGUACCACAGCACCUACCUUACCCGUUUAAUAUAUGAAACAAAUAGUACGGAAAAUGAAAUUCACACAGAUAUAUAGA